This is a messenger RNA of Suncus etruscus (white-toothed pygmy shrew), 3906 nucleotides long. RefSeq names its product NPHS1 adhesion molecule, nephrin (gene NPHS1). The transcript is spliced from 30 exons. NCBI's taxonomy places the organism in Eukaryota, Metazoa, Chordata, Mammalia, Eulipotyphla, Soricidae. Gene Ontology annotation, biological process: cell-cell adhesion. Gene Ontology annotation, molecular function: cell adhesion molecule binding. Gene Ontology annotation, cellular component: cell-cell junction. The record is from RefSeq and is a predicted model, not a curated record. The coding region runs from base 1 to 3906 and encodes 1301 amino acids.
AUGGAAAGAUGGGGAGCCAGAGAUCCCUGGAGUUUCAGGAGGAAGAAAACAGCUACAGUGGAGGGUGGAAGUGGACUCAGGCAGGAACUUGGGGAACACAGGACUGGAGGAGGCACUGAGGAAUAUGUUUGGCAUGUGCUGACGGGACUUCACGCUCCAGCUGGGCUGGGAGGAGCUUGGAGGGGAGGGCAGAGGCCUGGAGUGUCCGGUAGUAGGGCCAGGGCAGCCAUCCUGGGCUUCGGGGAUGUGGGAGGUCUGGCCUCAGGCCCCCGAGGCUUCUGGGCCCUGCCUGACAACAUCACAGUGGUAGAAGGGGGCACUGCAGAGCUGCGAUGUGGGGUCAGCGCCCCUGGCAGUGCAGUACAAUGGGCCAAAGAUGGACUCCUCCUGGGGCCUGAUCGGCAGAUCCCGGGCUUCCCUCGGUACCAGAUGAAGGGGGAUCCUGCUAGAGGUGAAUUCCACCUGCAGAUCAACGCCUGCGACCUCAGUGAUGAUGCCGAGUAUGAGUGCCAGGUUGGCCGUUCAGAAACAGGCCCUGAGCUUGUGUCCCCCAGGGUGAUCCUCUCCAUCUUGGUGCCCCCCAAGGAGCUUCAGCUAACCCCUGAGGCAGGGAGCAUCGUCACAUGGGUAGCUGGGCAGGAAUACGAGGUCAGCUGUGUGUCUGGGGACGCAAAGCCAGCGGUGGACAUCAAUUUCCUUCAGAGUGGACAAACAGUUAAUGACAUCUCUACAGACGUGGAUUCAGGGUCCCAAGAGAAACUCUUCAUCACAGAGGCCACAGCCAGGGUGAUACCCCAGAGCUCAGAUAAUGGACAGCUACUGGUCUGUGAGGCUUCCAGCCCAGCCCUGGACACACCUCUCAAGGUCUCCAUCACUAUGAAUGUUCUGUUCCCUCCAGGGCCCCCCAUCAUUGAGUGGCCAGGCCUGGAUGAGGGGCAUGCACGGGCCGGACAGAACUUGGAGCUGCCAUGCAUAGCUCGAGGGGGAAAUCCGCCAGCCACACUGCAGUGGCUAAAGGAUGGGCAACCCAUGUCUACAGCAUGGGGCACAGAACAUGUGCAGGCUGUGGCCCGCAGUGUCCUGGUGAUGAUCGUGCGGCCAGAAGACCAUGGGGUGCGACUCAGCUGUGAAUCCCACAAUAGUGUGUCUACAGGCAGCCAGGAACGCGGGGUCACGCUUCAGGUCACCUUUCCCCCCAGCGCCAUUACCAUCCUGGGCUCUGCCUCCCAGUCGGAGAACAAGAACGUGUCGCUCUCCUGCAUCACCAAGUCCAGUCGCCCACGGGUCCUGCUGCGCUGGUGGCUGGGCUGGCGGCAGCUGCAGCCCACAGAGGAGACGGUGAUGGACGGCCUGCACGGAGGCCACAUCUCCAUGUCCAACCUGACAUUCUUGGUCCGACGAGAAGACAAUGGUCUCACCCUCACAUGUGAGGCCUUCAGUGAGGCCUUCACCAAGGAGACCUUCAAAAAGUCUCUCACCCUGAAUGUGAAAUAUCCUGCCCAAAAGCUGUGGAUUGAAGGACCCCCCGAAGGACAGCACCUCCGGGCAGGGACCCGAGUGAGGCUGGUGUGUUUGGCUAUUGGUGGCAACCCGGACCCCUCACUCACCUGGUACAAGGACUCCCGCACGGUGUCCGAACCACGGCAGCAGCAGGAGCCACGCCGAGUGCAGCUGGGAAGCGUGGAGAAGUCCGGGAGCACCUUUUCCCGUGAGCUGGUGCUCAUCACGGGCCCGUCGGACAACGAGGCCAAGUUUAUGUGCAAAGCGGGCCAGCUCAGUGUUUCCACGAAGCUGGUGGUGCAAUUUCCCCCCACUAACUUGACCAUCCUGGCAAACGUGUCUGAGCUUCGCCCCGGGGAUGCUUUGAACCUAACGUGCAUCAGCAUUAGCAGCAAUCCUCCGGUCAACCUGACUUGGGACAAGGAGGGAGAGAGGCUGGAGGACUUGGCAGCUGCCCCCCGGACUGCGCCCUUCAAAGGCUCUGCUGCUGCCAGGACUGUCCUGCUGCGAAUGUCCUCCCGGGAUCACGGCCAACGUAUCACCUGCAGCGCGCACAGUCCCAAGCUCCGGGAGACCGUGAGCGCCUUCUACCACAUCAAUGUGCUGUACCCUCCAGAGUUUCUUGGGGAGCAAGUGCUCGCGGUGACCGCGGUGGAGCAGGGCCAGGCACUACUGCCCGUGUCGGUGUCUGCCAACCCCUCCCCAGAGGCCUUCAACUGGACCUUCCGUGGCUACCGCCUGAGCCCAGCUGGAGGACCCCGACAUCGCAUCCUGGCCGGCGGGGCUCUGCAACUGUGGAACGUGACCCGGGCAGAUGAUGGUCUCUAUCAGCUGCACUGUCAAAACUCGGAGGGCACAGCCGAGACCCUCGUGAGGCUGCACGUUCACUAUGCUCCCAUCAUCCGAACUCUUCAAGACCCCACUGAGGUGAACGUUGGGGGUUCUGUGGACAUUGUCUGCAUUGUUGAAGCGAAUCCCAUUCUUCCAGAGAUGUUCAGCUGGGAGAGGCUGGGAGAAGAGGAGGAGGAGGAGCAGACCCUAGAAGACAUGGAGCAGGUGUCAAAGGGACCCACGGGGCGCCUUCGGAUCCGAAAUGCUAAGCUGACCCAGGCUGGUGCUUACCAGUGCAUUGUGGAUAAUGGGGUGGCACCUCCAGCCCGAGGACUGGUCCGUCUUGUUGUCAGAUUUGCCCCCCAGGUGGAGCACCCCACUCCCCUAUCGAAGGUGGCUGCAGCUGGGGACAGUACCAGUUCUGCCACCCUCCACUGUCGUGCUCGAGGUGUUCCCAACAUCGUCUUCACUUGGACCAAAAAUGGGGUCCCUCUGGAUCUCGAGGAGCCCAGGUACACGGAGCACACCUACCAUCAGGGCAGUAUCCACAGCAGCCUCCUGACUAUCGCCAACGUGUCUGCGGCCCAGGAUUACGCCCUCUUCACGUGCACAGCCACCAACCCUUUGGGCUCGGACCACACCAACAUUCAACUCGUCAGCAUCGGCCGCCCAGAUCCUCCAUCGGGGUUAAAAGCUGUGAGUGUGACCCCAUCCUCUGUGGACCUGCAGUGGAAACCUGGCUUUGAUGGCGGCUUACCUCAGAGGUUCCACAUCAGGUAUGAGAUUCUGGGGACUCCAGGCUUCUUCUACAUGGAUGUCCUACCACCUCAAGCUACAACCUUCACUCUGACUGGGCUGCAGCCAUCAACACGGUAUAGGAUCUGGCUGCUGGCUAGCAACGCACUGGGGGAGAGCGUCCUGGACAGCAAGGGGGCCAGGAUCUCUCUCACCACCCCAGGUUUGGAGCAGCCUUCUGGAGAACCAGACUCCCAGCUACCUACAGAGCAGCCAACAGGACCCUCGACGCUGCCUCUGCUGCCUCUGCUGUUUGCAGUUGGGAGUCUUCUGCUGAUCUCGAAUAUUUCUUGUGUUGGGGGAUACUUCUGGCAGCAGAGACUGAAGCGACUUGCAGAGGGCAUCUCAGAGAAGACAGAGGCAGGGUCUGAGGAGGAGCGGGUCAGGAAUGAAUAUGAGGAGAGCCAGGGCACUGGGGACCGGGACACUCGGAGUUCAACGGUCAGCACGACUGAUGUAGAGCCAUAUUACCACUCCAUGAGGGACUUCAGCCCCCAGCUGCCCCCUACGCUGGAGGAGGUAUCAUACCACCAAGGUCCCUCAGGUCGGGAGGAGGAGUUCAUGGCCUUUCCCGGGCACCUGUAUGAUGAGGUGGACAGACUCUACUCCCCAUCUGGAGCCUGGGGGCCCCUCUAUGAUGAAGUUCAUAUGCAGAGAGACCCCCGCUGGCAUGGGAAUACGUAUGAGGAUCAAAGAAGAAUCUACGAUCAGGUGGCUGGAGACUUGGAGCAUGUGGAAGCUGAUUUUCUCCCCUUUGAGCUGCGGGGACAUUUGGUGUGA